Molecule: messenger RNA, 501 nt
Organism: Arabidopsis lyrata subsp. lyrata
Lineage: Eukaryota; Viridiplantae; Streptophyta; Magnoliopsida; Brassicales; Brassicaceae
Product: S-protein homolog 3
Exons: 1
Coding region: 1-501 (166 amino acids)
Source: RefSeq, a predicted model, not a curated record
AUGGCUUUCACUAAUAAACCUCAUUUUAUAUUGAUGUUUAUGAUCUCUUUUAUUCUUAUUCUUUUUGUGUCUGCAUUAGAUUUGUCAAAUGCUCCAGCAGAAGCCCCAACUUCGGACGGCGACGGCUUGUUACCUUUAGCCGGAAAACAUGUUGUAAUCCACAACAAAGUAAAAAACAGACAAAUCUUGAAUGUACAUUGCAGAUCUAGUGAGGAUGAUUUUGGGAUGGUCCAUAUUCCAUGGAAUGGUACAUGGGAUUUCAGAUUUCAUGUUAACUUUUCGAAAACGACAAAAUUUCGUUGUCAUUUUACAUGGUAUAGAGGCGGAUCUCAUUAUUUUUAUAUUUUUAAAGUAUCAAGAGAUGAUAGUCCAUUUGGACAUUUUCCAGUUUGUAAAGAAUGUAUAUGGGAAGUGGGAAAAGAUGAUGAAAACCCUAUUUGUCGUAUUGUUCGUGAAAAGGGAUACUUGCCCUGGUGUUUUAAAUGGGAAGAUGGUCCUUAA